AAGGCUUCACUUGAAUCAAAAUCUAAGAAGACUCAAACUCAUCUCAUCUACGCACUUCUCAAAAGCGUCACCUUCAUUCUCUUGUCCACAACUCAUCUCAUCACAUCAAUAUUUUCAAUCAUCAGCUCCGUGCAUACAGCCGGAAAGUGACGUCACUGUAUACGCCAACAUGCAAUGAUGCGUAAGUUUACGGUUGGUGCGUAAAAUAACCGAAGUGAAGUGACUUGGUGCGCAUAUUUAGUUAUCAUCAUAAUCCAGAUCGGCCGGGUAAAAUAUAACUUUCUCGAAGAGCGGAGUAGAGAGGUUAUUUUCGCGGAAACGGACAACAUUUUCUGGUAUUGAAACGAGGCCGAGAAGGCGAAAAUUGGGAGAGCUAGGGUGGAUUUGGAGGAGAGUUUGAGCACUUUCUACCACUUCGUCAUAUAUUCGAUGGUAGCAGUUCUCUGAAUUUGAUUUAUCAGCAGUGUGAUGAACAUGAAUUCUCCAUCAACCCCUUACAUUACCUCAAGGAAUAUGGAAAUAUACGACACCUCAAGGAAUAUAGGAAUAUAUGAACCUAUGCACCAGAUGAACAUGUGGGCUGAUAUCAAAAGUAAUGGCUUUCUCAACACAUCUACUUCCAUGCUUGUAGAGGUGGAUACGAAGCUAGACAACCAGUCAGAAGAUACUUCACAUGAAACACUUGGACAUUCCGGCAAGUAUGACCAGGAAACAAAUAAACCAGUUGAUAAGGUGCUUAGACGUCUUGCACAAAAUCGCGAGGCUGCUCGCAAAAGUCGUUUAAGGAAAAAGGCCUAUGUUCAGCAGUUAGAAAGUAGUCGUUUGAAGCUGCUUCAACUGGAGCAAGAGUUGGAAAGAACAAGGCAGCAGGGAGCACUUACUGGUGGUGGUUUAGAUGCUAUCCCUUCUGGUUUCUCGGGACCAUUAAACCCAGGUAUUUGUGCAUUUGAUUUGGCAUAUGGAAGCUGGGUUGAAGAACAUGACAGACUAGUCGAAAAUUUGAAGACUGCUAUUUAUACUUAUACUGAUGAAGAGCUGUGCAUCCUUGUUAAUGUAGUCAUGAAUCAUUAUUCUGAUCUAUUCCGCAUGAAAGCAACUUCUGCAAAGGCUGAUGUUUUCUAUCUCAUGUCAGGCAUGUGGAAAACAUCAGCUGAAAGGCUUUUCUUGUGGAUUGGAGGGUUUCGCCCCUCAGAGCUUUUAAAGGUUAUGUUGCCACACCUUGACCUCUUGGACAAACAACAUGCUGAAGUUUGCAAUCUUAAGCAAUCAUGCCAACAAACAGAAGAUGCACUUUCACAGGGAAUGGAAAAACUCCAACAGACCUUGUCUGAUGCCUUGGCAGCUGGUCAAUUAGGUGAAGGAAGCUACUUCCCUCAAAUUACUAACGCAAUGGAGAGGCUCGAUGCUUUGGUGAGCUUUGUAAAUCAGGCUGAUCACAUACGCCAGGUAACUCUUCAGCAAAUGUCUCGCAUCCUAGAUACCCGACAAACAGCACAAGCGUUUCUUGUCCUAGGAGAGUACUUCCAACGCCUCAGGGCUCUUAGUUUGCUAUGGGAUAAUCGUUCAUGUGAGCCUACAUCAUAAUGCAACCUAAGAAUUUACCAUCAGUAAAUCAUCGGUGAUGAAUAUAAACUGUGAAAUACAAUCUGUCGGCCGUUUGUGCUUGCUGUAAGGGGAAUUUAAGCUACGCAACUUGGAGUUUUCCAUCAGCCUUCUUGGAUAUGAACACAAUUUUCUCCAGCUCAUAAAGGUGCGUCACUUGUAUAUAUCACGUACUAGCCAUAGCUUAAUUAGAUGACACUGUAAGAAUUAAUUAGAGGACUGCCAAAUUAUGGUGUCAAUCUAGUAAGAAUCUGUGAGCCACUUGAUGGUCACUGUAAAAAACACUAUAUAGAUGUAUAUUAGAGCAGGAGGAAUCAUAGAAUGACAAAGAUUUUGAGCAAGAUUGCUUAAUACAUGUUAGCAUUGCCUUGUGUUUGGAAAGUAUUCAGAUUAGUGUUUCUA
Messenger RNA from Daucus carota subsp. sativus, 2004 nucleotides. RefSeq names its product TGACG-sequence-specific DNA-binding protein TGA-1A. The record is from RefSeq and is a predicted model, not a curated record. Bases 469 to 1584 code for a protein of 371 amino acids. Gene Ontology annotation, molecular function: DNA-binding transcription factor activity; sequence-specific DNA binding. Gene Ontology annotation, biological process: DNA-templated transcription; regulation of DNA-templated transcription. Lineage: Eukaryota; Viridiplantae; Streptophyta; Magnoliopsida; Apiales; Apiaceae. The transcript is spliced from 10 exons.